AGAUUUGUUUUCCUUCACACUUCACGUCAUGCUUUCACUUCAUCUUUGUAAAUAAAUCAAUAAAUUUCAUAGUACAAAACAAAAUAUUUUUUAAAGGUACAUUAAACAAUGUCUGAAAAUAAUCAUGAUGAUAUGUUAUUUGAAAUGCUCAAAGACUGCAGAACUCUGCCGAAAUUCCUAGAUGACAUAUUUGGCUUUUUGGCAAGAAGGACCGACUUUUAUAAUGUGUCCAUGAUGAAUCCCGGUUUGGGUUUGCCAAAAGGUCUUUCUGAAAAGUUAGUCAGACAUACAUUUUUGAAAUGGAAAGCUGUCCCACGAGAUGUCAUAUACACCCCUAAUGAAAUACCUGUAUCUACAGAAGAAGUAGUCGUGUCUUGUAGUGAAGAAUCAGACCAGCAGGUGUCCUCUACGACAAAAGAUGAACUACUUGAAGAUGGGGUGGAAGAAUUUAGUUUUUCAAAGUCUGAAUAUUAUAACGGUGCUGUCUUCGAGCAUUAUUGCUGGUCGCAGUCUAUAAACGAAAUUGAUGUCAUUGUGAGAAUCCCCAAAGAUGUCAGUACAAAAGAUUUAGAGGUAAAACUUCAGUCGAGCUCUAUUUCAGUAAAGUUAAGAGAUGGUGAGUAUAUACUGAGUGGAGAUCUUUGUGAAAAAUGUAAAGCGGCUGAUACUGUAUGGUCUCUGGAUGGACGAAAGUUGCUGCUACAUUUGGAUAAAUGCCAAGAAAAGUGGUGGAAUUGUUUAAUAAAAAGCGAACCAGAGCUAGACAUAUCAACAAUUGAUUGUACUAGACCAUAUGACGAACUACCGGAACAUGCUCAGGUGAAAAUAGAAGAGUUACAGUGGAAUCAUGAAAGAAAAAGGCUAGGUUUACCAACUACUGAAGAAUUACAGGUUCAUGAGACUUUAAAGAAAGCUUGGAAUGCUGAAGGGUCACCAUUUAGUGGUCCAUUUGAUCCGACGAUUGUAAAAUACAAUUAAUAAAAUUUAUUUUCAAGG
Messenger RNA from Diabrotica virgifera virgifera (western corn rootworm), 996 nucleotides. Its product is annotated as nudC domain-containing protein 3. Gene Ontology annotation, cellular component: cytoplasm. Lineage: Eukaryota; Metazoa; Arthropoda; Insecta; Coleoptera; Chrysomelidae. The transcript has 2 exons. Gene Ontology annotation, biological process: protein folding. The record is from RefSeq and is a predicted model, not a curated record. The coding region runs from base 109 to 978 and encodes 289 amino acids.